Messenger RNA from Pelobates cultripes (western spadefoot toad), 3718 nucleotides. The record is from the annotation of a GenBank genome assembly. Lineage: Eukaryota; Metazoa; Chordata; Amphibia; Anura; Pelobatidae.
CACAUGACUUACCCGGAAGUAGAGACCACUUUCUGUAGCUGUCUGUGUACUCCACCUGCAGUAGUGGCAGUCUGACAGCAUGGGCUCUGGGCUCCAGGGUGGCAGAGAAUGCUGGGGGUAAGGGGGCAGGGUGAUGUGGGGAAUCUGAAGGGCUGUGUGCAAGGGAACAUGAAGUGGGGUGCAGGGGUGUGCCAUAAACAGGGGCAGUUUUGGGGAAUGCCCCUCUGAAAUCCAUUGUUGACCCCUUCACUUACCCAGAAUCACAAAGCAGACAAAUAGAGGGAGGGAUGUGGCAGGCAUUGUCUGCAGGAGCUAAAACAAAAUGUGAACAUGAAUUUGGUCACAGGUCCCAUGAUGCUAAUCCAGCCCCCAGGAGUUUAUAUUCCAUGUCAGAAGUGUCUUAUAUGUCUGGCUGGCUUUAAUGGGAGAGGUAGUCCAGAAUAAUUAGAGUGGCACUGUCAGGCAGCUAAAUGUAAUUGGUUGGGCACAUCCACUAAACUGGGAUUUUGUCAGAAUUGGCAAGGGGUUUGCAAAUUUUAGGCAAAGCUAACUGGAAAGCAAGGCAUGGUUAGAUUGCUGCUUUUUUGCAUUUUUUUACUAUGGUUUUAUGCAAUUAGACGACACUCUCAGCCAAUUAGCUAAGCGCUGCUUGGGAAAUUCUUAGACAUGCCCCACUUAUAGAACUUUGCCCCAGAAAUGCUUUUUGUGUCCAAUAAAGGGGUUUAUUUUCUAAACUCUGGAUUGCAGUAAUUUAAGAAAAUAAUUGCAUACUGUAGAACAAAAUUAGCUGCUCUGGAAGCUUUAUCCAGACAUUUUUCCACUUUUGCAAUUUUGUCCAAAAUGUAGUUUUCAGAUCACUGCAAUCAUCUAUUUUGUGGUGGGGGGAAGGGGAGAAAGGGUUUAUGUUUAUGAAAAAAAAAUCUCUUAGCACGCAACAGAAACGUGUACAAGCUAACUUUUGCUGGUGUUAUAUCUGAAUUAUCAAGGUCCCAUAUUUUCUGAAAAUUACAAUAAUCGCUGUCACCAGGAAACCUUAUCAUGUAGUUAAGAAGACAUGACACAAGGGAGCUGUAAAAAUAGAGGGAGUUAUUUAUUUUCCCUAGAUAGUGCUGACAUUACCACUGCAGAUGUUUACAAACUACAAUUACGGUGAUGCACCACUAAGCAUCAUGGAACAUUUUCAGUGCCAAGAUGUGCAAUUAAUACAUAUAUCACCAGAAAGGAGUCUCUCUUUAGACUGAAUUAUGGAGGGAUACUCAGAAUUCUGUAUCUUUUUUGGGGGGUUAAAGCAUGACAGUUAUGGUGGUUGAGAGAGGGGGGGGAAAGGGUUUUUAAACAGUCGAUGGACAUAACAAAAUUCUACUGGGAAGAGAAAACAAGGCUGUCCGUCACACUGCUUUGUCCAUAUCAACUGUAUUCUUAUUAUUUUUUUCUAGGAUGAUUACUGAUCUAAGGGAUGAGUUAAAAUGCUCCAUCUGCCUGAAUUUUUACACUGAUCCCGUGAUGCUCAGCUGCGGGCAUAAUUUCUGUCGAGUCUGCAUUGACAAAGCACUGGAUUCGCAGAAGGAACAUGGAAAUUAUACAUGUCCUGAUUGCAGAGCAAAGUAUUGCGAGCGUCCUGCUCUGCAGAGGAACAUAAAACUGUGUAACGUAGUAGAGCUUUUCAUUUCUACACAAUUAAAACAUGAGCAUUCUGUGAGUUUCUGUGAUUUCUGUGAUGUCCUCACACCUUCUGUUAAGAUAUGUCUGAACUGUGACGCUUCCCUUUGUGAGGCUCACCUGACUGUGCACAACAAGUUAGCAGAGCACCUCUUAAUUAAAGCUACGGAAUCACAACAGAACAGAAAAUGCUCUGUCCAUGGGAAGAUCUUAGAGUAUUACUGUUUCAAUGAUGCAGUUUGUGUCUGUAUGUUCUGCUGCUUGGCUGAAGAACACGGGGGUCAUCAAGUGGAAUUACUAUGUAAAGCUGCUGAGAAAAAGAAAGACAAAUGGAGAGUUGAUCAGGACAAACUGACCUCAGAGAAAGUCCAGAUGGAUCAACGAGUCCAGAGACUAGAGAACCACAUGCAAGAUGUACAAAGUAAAGCAGCCUUUCUGGGAAAGCAAGUUUCUGCCAUAAUCAGUGACAUAAAGGAACAAUUAGAAGAUCUAGAAAAGAGGGUACUGGAUGAAAUAUCAAAGCAGAAAGAUGAGGUCUUCAGCCAAGUCUCUGAUAUGGUCCAGCAGCUGAAGAUGAAGAGCAUGGUACUGACUGAUGAGAUCUGUCACUUUGAACAUCUGUGCAACAUAGAUGGCCUAUUAAAUGUCUUGCAAGUGAAAGACCAGGAAAGUGCAAACCACUUUGGCUCUAAAAUGGUAGAAAAUAAUUCUAACUGGAUGAGUGAUGAAACAUCCCAGGAAGUAAAAGGUCUAGACGAGACUUUGAUAUCCAUUGCCUUUGAGAGGAGUCUCCACAACUUAGUGAAUCUUCUUCCUGUUUUGAAGGCAAAGAGAGGGUUCUCCAUACAGAAGGAAUCUGACAUAUUACUCGAUGUUAACUCCUCUCCUACUGACGUUAUUGUUUCCGAUGAUCUGAAAAUACUCACUGGCUGCAGUAGACAUUGGCAGAGCCAAGACACAUCCGACCAGUAUGUGAUAUGUCAAGCUUUAAGUAACAGAAGCUUUUCAUCCGGACAACAUUACUGGGAAGUUGAGACAAGUAAAUCAGGAAACUGGAGAAUAGGGGUCAGCUAUUCCACCGGGAAAAUGAGAGGGGUCCACGAUUUAAUUGGAUCAGAUAAUAAGUCCUGGUGUUUAUGGAAAUGGGAUAGCUUUUCUUCGGUAAAACACAACCAGAAACAAAGCUAUGUUUAUCUGGACCCAUUUGUCCACAGAUAUGGAAUAUACUUGGAUUAUGAAGCCGGUCGCCUGUCAUUUUAUCAGCUAUGUGACCCAAUUCAGCACUUACACACCUUCACUGCCACCUUCACAAAACCUCUCCAUGCUGCAUUCUUUGUGUAUAUGAAUGGCUGGGUCCGACUCUGGAAUUAGGAAUGCUUGUUGCCUCACCCAAAAAAAUGUUUUUUUUUAUUUUUCUCAUUCUUUCUUUUAAAUUGUUUCCUGAAGUGUCCUUCACAGGCGAUAUAUAUUUGUAUGUGUAUAUAUGUAUGUUUGUGAAUUCAGGUGCCUUGUCUGUUUCUUUGUUUAAUAAUUUCAGCGCGCUUCGGUAGUGGUAUAUUUAAACAAUAUAUUAAACAUAGGGUUAUGCACUAACGUGUAUUUCAAGUUUAAGGCUUAACUAGACAGACUGGAAAAAACUUCCGAUUCAGCUAUUUUGGCCUCAAAUUUGAAAUUAAUUUUUAAUUCCCAUCGGUUCUUACAUUAUUAAGUAAGGUAAUAUUGCUCAGAUUACUUCUCACUGGCUAAUAUUAUGAAACAAAUCUCACCUAGGAUAGCCUUUUCUUGCUGCGAGUUACAGUUCUGUAAUUAAUUGUCAAAAAAAUUCACUGAGUGAGUGAAACCUAGUUUGAGCAAGAGGUUCAAAAAAUAAAACGGUGAAUGUCAAGUUGUUUGAUGUUUUUGUAUUUAUUGCACAAUUUCCGAAUAAAUGUUUCUCAACUUUGGAUGGAAAGACUUUAACAAUAGACAGGGGAAAAAUUAAUUUGAAAAAGAAUACAUGGCUAAAAUGGAAAAAAGAACCUUUAAGUGCAAAAACUAGAAUUAAAUAUAUGUAACGGAC